GACGGAGUAUCUCAUGCAAAACUUUGUGCUGCAAAUGUGCAGCAUUGAGGUGCAGUGCAGCUCCAUCACCAGCACCAAAUCUGGGGUUUGCAUUGCAGCAGGCAUUGCACACUGCUGGAGCAUCCCAUGCAAACCUCUGUGCUGCAAAGGUGCAGUUUUGGGGUGCAUUACAGCUUCAACCCCAGCACCAAGUCUGGGGGCUUGCAUUGCAGCAGGUGUUGCACACAGAUGGAGCAUCCUGUGCAAACUCAACGUGCUGCAAAGCUGUGACAUUUAGGUGCCCUACAGCUUCAACCCCAGCACCAAAUCUGGGGGCUUUGCAUUGCAGCAAGUGUUGCAUACAGAUGGAGCACCCCGUGCAAACCUCUGUGUUGCAAAGGUGCAGUUUGGGGUGCACUGCAGCUCCAUCCACAGAACAAAAUCUGGGGUUUGCAUUGCAGCUGGCAUUACAGAUGGAGCACCCCAUGCAAACCUCUGUGCUGCAAAGGUGCAGCACUGGGGUGCACUGCAGCUCCAUCCCCAGCACCAAAUCUGGGGUUUGCAUUGAGCAGGCAUUGCUUACAGAUGGAGCACCCCGUGCAAACUCACUGUGCUGCAAAGUCGUGAUAUUGAGGUGCACUACAGCUUCAAUCCCAGCACCAAAUCUGGGGGCCUUGCAUUGCAGCAGGUGUUGCACAAAGAUGGAGCAUCCUGUGCAAACUCAAUGUGUUGCAAAGGUGCAGUUUUGGGGUGCACUGCAGUUCCAUCCACAGAACAAAAUAUGGGGUUUGCAUUGCAGCUGGCAUUGCACACUGCUGGAGCAUCCCAUGCAAACUCACUGUGCAGAAAAGUCGUGACACUGAGGUGCACUACAGCUUCAACCCCAGCACCAAAUCCGGGGUUUGCAUUGCAGCUGGCAUUGCACACUGCUGGAGCACCCCAUGCAAACCUCUGUGCUGCAAAGUAGGGACACUGAGGUGCACUACAGCUUCAACCCCAGCACCAAAGUUGGGGGCUUUGCAUUGCAGCAGGUGUUGCACACAGAUGGAGCACCCCGUGCAAACCUCUGUGUUGCAAAGGUGCAGUUUUGGGGUGCACUGCAGUUCCAUCUCCAGCACCAAAUCUGGGGUUUGCACUGCAGCUGGCAUUGCACACUGCUGGAGCACCCCGUGCAAACCUCUGUGGUGUGAAGGAGCAGCUUUGGGGUGCACUGCAGCUCCAUCCCCAGCACCAAAUCUGGGGUUUGCAUUGAGCAGGCAUUGCACACUGCUGGAGCAACCUCUGUGCUGCAAAGGUGCAGAUAUGGGGUGCACAACAGCUCCACCCCCAGCACCAAAUCUGGGGGCUUUGCAUUGCAGCUGGCAUUGCACACUGCUGGAGCAUCCCAUGCAAACCUCCGUGCUGCAAAGAGGUGCAGCUUUGGGGUUCCCCAUGGGGCAGCUCCUGUGGGUCUUACAGACAGGUUCAUAAAUGGGAUUUGUGCCCCACCUCCCUACAGGCUGCACGUGUGUGCAAUGCACUUUGCUGCACGGGCCGUGCCGCUGCAGGGUGCCCCAUCCUGCACCAGCAAAGGGUUAAGCAGGAGGAAUUGCAGCUCUGUCAUCAUCAGGGGCAGUGGAACUGGAAAGGUGAGGCAGGAAGGGAACGCCCGGGCGAGGCCAACGCUGCACUGCACUGCAUUACACUGCGCUGCACUGCAAGGAGCAGCACAUGGUGCCUGCAGCCCCGCACAGCCGGCACGGUUGUGAAGGAGCCCUGAGCCCGAGCUCACCCACGCCGAUGCCAUGGAGGGGGCUCUGCCCACGCUCCCCCCAGAGCUGACAACGCCGGGGCUGAAGAAAUCUCACCCCCCAGCUCCCCACGAAGCAGCCAACACUGCCGUCAUCGCAGUGGUCAUCACGCUGGUGUUCCUCACCCUGCUGACGGUGCUGGUGGUCAUCGUCAUCUACCUGUACAGAAACAAGGGCAGCUACCUCACCUACGAGCAGCCGGUGGCCGAGGAGGACGCGGCCGUGCAGAUGGAGGAUGACCCAUCCAAGGAGAAAGAGGAAUAUUUCAUAUAGGGUCCAUCUUCACGUCGCCUGAACCACCCGGAGUCUGAUCUCUGGCAGCUUUUCUUUUUCUUUUUCUCUGUAAUUUAUUAAUUAAGGCAGAGGAAGGUGAAGGCCAGGCAUGCUGCUGCCUGCCUGCAGCUCCGCACCCCAUCCCCUCCCUUGGGUGCCUUCAAUACAACCCAGUGACAAACGCUCCAAGAAUUGCUGUUGUUUUGCCUUAUCUCGCCACACAAUCGAGCGAUUCUGCUCUGGGUUUAGCAGCAGGGUCAUUAGCAUGGCCGGCUCAUUAGCAUGGCUGAUUGGGAGGCGAA
Molecule: messenger RNA, 2344 nt
Organism: Phasianus colchicus (ring-necked pheasant)
Lineage: Eukaryota; Metazoa; Chordata; Aves; Galliformes; Phasianidae
Gene: SMAGP
Product: small cell adhesion glycoprotein
Source: RefSeq, a predicted model, not a curated record